This is a messenger RNA of Phragmites australis (common reed), 867 nucleotides long. RefSeq lists its product as uncharacterized. The transcript has a single exon. NCBI's taxonomy places the organism in Eukaryota, Viridiplantae, Streptophyta, Magnoliopsida, Poales, Poaceae. The coding region runs from base 204 to 569 and encodes 121 amino acids. The record is from RefSeq and is a predicted model, not a curated record.
CCCCUUGCAUUGGGUGAGAGAGGAAAAGGAAACCUGUGCACGAUUCGUUUGGUAAUUAACUAGGACAAAUCCUACAUGUUUGACUUGUCCACCCUUGGCCUAUAUAUGCCGCCAAAUCGACUCAAGACAAGCCACUUCCACGGCACAGAGCAAGAAGAAUACAAGAGAGAUCGAAGCCAAGAAAACAAGAGCCCGACAGACGGAUGGGUGCGAGCCUCCUGCAGGCCGUGGUGGCGCUGAUGAGCACGUGCAUGCACCGGCUGCAGCGGGUGGCACGGAGGAUGGCCGCAGGAGGGGGCGGCAAGGGGUCUCCGCCCCGCGUCGUGGUGCAGUGGAAGAAGGCGUUCUCGCUGGCGCCGUCGGCGAAGGCCGGUGGGAAAGAGGCUGAGGGCGAAGUGUGGAGGAAGGAGAUCUUGAUGGGGGAGCGGUGCCAGCCGCUGGACUUCUCCGGGGUCAUCUACUACGACGCCGAGGGACGCCGCCUCGCGCAGCCGCCCCCGCCGCGGUCGCCCAUGCGCAGCCCGCUCCCGGCGUCCCCCAGGCUCACCGCCAACGCCCGCGCGCACUAGAGGCCGGGAUCUUGGUGUGCGUGGAUUGCUCCCAAGCUCCGCCAUGUCAGAAUUGGCGAGAGGGCUGCGCACAAGAUGGCGAGCCUGCUGUGUUCUUGUUCAGGGAGACAGAAUGAGUUUGUAUUGCGGUUUGUAGUUGUACAUGGUGAUCUUGGUGUCCUUUUCUUGCUGUUCCUUUUUGUUUGUUUAUUUUUCCUUUAAUGGUGUUGUAAUGGUAGGCUAUGCAAGAGUUUUGUAGGAUCAAGAAAGGUGACUAGAUAGAGGUGAAUAAAAAUCUCAUUAAUUUUUUAAUGGUUUA